AACCUCAUUCCCAUUGCUGCCAUGUCCCUCGCGCAGUACACGAUUGUGAAACAGCUCGCCCCAGCCAUUUACGGCAAGGUGCUGUUGUGCGUGGACAACACCACGAUGGCGAAGGUCGCAGUCAAGUGCAUGUCGACCCAGGCGAUCGCAAAGAAACGGUCGAUUAAGGGCAACCAUGCCGUCCACGAGGACGCAACGAUGGAGCGCAAGGUCAUGCACAAGCUCAGCGACAGUGGUUGUCAUCCCAACAUCCUUCAGCUCUUGAAGGACUUCCAGGAGAACGGCCAAGACCACUUGGUCCUCGAGUACUGCUCCCAAGGCGAACUGUUUGACCUCGUCAUUAACUGCCCCAACGGCCGUCUCUCGCUCAAGCAAUCCCAGGAGUAUUUCUUCCAAAUUGCGAGUGCCGUCUCCUUCAUGCACGCCCGCGGCGUAGCGCACUGCGACCUGUCCCUCGAGAACGUGCUAGUGAACAGCCAAGGCGAGUGCAAAUUGUGCGACUUUGGCCUGGCCACGGACCUGCACAAGGUAAAAGUCGAUGCCGUUGGCAAGUUUUUCUACAUGGCGCCAGAAAUGUACCUCAAAUCGUGCUUCGCCCCUGGCCCGGCCGACGUCUGGUCGCUUGGCAUCAUGCUGUUCAUCAUGGUCACGGGGACGCCGCUGUUCAAGAAGGCCAAUGACGACGACCCGACCUUUGACUACUUCCAGGAGAACGGUCUACGGUGCAUGUUGGCUUGGUGGAAUAUGGAUCACUUGUUUCCCGAGUCUGUCUUGGACUUGUUGGAGCGCAUGCUUGAAGUGAAUCCGACCAAGCGCAUGACGAUGCAGCAGCUCAUGGCGUCCGAGUUCAUGCAGCCGAUAAGUGACCCCUCGCUGUUUCAUGCAUGAGACCAGUUGCUGCUGUCGCCGUCGUAUGCCUUGUUCCAAGGCAUGACAUGGACGACGCUCCCCCGCAGCUCGUCGGUCUGUGGUUUUGUUUGUGUAUGCGUGGCCAUUUUGGAAGGUCCCGGCCACCUCUAUUUAUUAAAAUCAUCAACUUCCGAGUACAACCGGCGCGCGCUACCACGGCGGUGGUACCGUCGGCAUGGCGGCCAAAUCGCUGGAAACGUAUCCCCUUCACUCGAUAAACCUGUAACAUCAGUCUUGUUCCAUCAAGAAUUCUCAUCGUUCCGAUUGC
Molecule: messenger RNA, 1177 nt
Organism: Aphanomyces invadans
Lineage: Eukaryota; Oomycota; Saprolegniomycetes; Saprolegniales; Verrucalvaceae
Product: CAMK/CAMKL/MARK protein kinase
Exons: 1
Coding region: 22-888 (288 amino acids)
Biological process (GO): protein phosphorylation
Molecular function (GO): protein kinase activity; ATP binding
Source: RefSeq, a predicted model, not a curated record